This is a messenger RNA of Nezara viridula (southern green stink bug), 2683 nucleotides long. NCBI's taxonomy places the organism in Eukaryota, Metazoa, Arthropoda, Insecta, Hemiptera, Pentatomidae. The record is from the annotation of a GenBank genome assembly.
CAACUUGGAUGUUUGGAUUAUGGCACCAUUGUAACCUCGUACACGGCAGGUUAUCUAGUCAGGUUACUUGGAUAGGUUUGUUUACUUAUUUGGAAGAGGUUUUGGUCAUAGGCAAUGCCCAUUUAGUGUUUUCAGAUUCGUUAACUGAAAUAAAAGACUGAAUAUGAGCUACCACAGGGGUGGAGAUGGCCAGCCUAAGGGAUUUGGUUUUGGUGGUUUCCAUUUGAUGAGUAAAGCAGAAAGGCAGGCUGCUGUUCCUCCUCCACCAACUGCAGCACUUAGCAAACAGGGUUACUCAACUAUGAGUUCCAUCACUGAGAAUGCUCUGUCUGCAACUUGGGGUAUUCCGAAGAAGAGAUCCAAAACAGAAGAAGAGUAUUUUGAAGAAGAAGAUGAGACCCCAAAAUUGGACUACAUCCCAGCUCCUGGAAGUCCAACGGCUUUUACGGGCACCGAACAAUCUUUGGGUUCUGAUGAAGAGGACCCUCUUGAUGCUUACAUGGCUGACAUAGAAAAUCAGGUAAAGAAAGAAUCUGUCCCGAAACCAGGAAAGAAAAGUAAUGCUAAAGAUUCGAGUAAAGGAAUUCGUGAUGAUAUUGAGUCUGAAGAUGUUGAAGAAUCUUAUUAUAGGUACAUAGAAGAGAAUCCUCGUGCUGGCAUGCAGGAUGAAGAAUCAGAUGUUGAAAUUGAAUAUGAUGAAGAUGGAAACCCAAUUGCUCCAAAAAAGAAUAAAAUCAUUGAUCCGCUUCCUCCUGUUGACCAUUCUACAAUUGAAUAUGAAGAAUUCGAAAAAAAUUUCUAUAUCGAACACGAGGAGAUUUCCUCUUUGAGCCCUGACAAGGUGCAAGAACUUAGGAAUACUUUGGGUAUUAGGGUCUCCGGGCCUAACCCUCCCAACCCUGUCUCCAGCUUUGCACAUUUUGGAUUUGAUGAAGCUCUCAUGAAAAUUAUAAGGAAGUGUGAAUACACCCAACCCACUCCUAUCCAGGCUCAAGCUGUUCCCGCAGGGCUUUCUGGGAGAGAUAUUAUUGGGAUUGCCAAAACUGGAAGUGGUAAAACAGCUGCAUUUAUAUGGCCUCUUCUUGUCCAUAUCAUGGAUCAGAAAGAGCUAGCUGUCGGAGAUGGGCCGAUAGGUUUGAUUCUUGCUCCAACAAGAGAACUUUCCCAACAGAUUUAUAAUGAAGCAAGAAAGUUUGGUAAAGUUUACAACAUUAAUGUAGUUUGCGCAUAUGGUGGUGGCUCAAAGUGGGAACAGUCUAAAGCGCUUGAAGAAGGGGCAGAAAUAGUUGUCGCUACCCCGGGUCGUAUGAUUGAUCUCGUCAAGGUGAAAGCUACCAACCUCCAAAGAGUUACAUUCCUAGUCUUGGACGAAGCAGAUAGGAUGUUUGACAUGGGCUUUGAACCUCAGGUGAGGUCAAUCUGUAAUCAUGUCCGUCCUGACCGACAGACGCUUUUGUUUUCUGCGACAUUCAAGAAAAAAGUCAAGCGCCUGGCUCAAGAUGUGUUGAUAGAUCCGGUAAGGAUCGUUCAUGGUGAAGAAGGUGGAGAAGCAAAUGAAGACAUUACUCAAGUUGUUAUCGUCCUUCAGCAAAGCAACAAACUGCCAUGGCUAUUAGCCCAUUUAGUGUCUUUUCAAUCUAAUGGUUCUGUACUGAUAUUUGUUACAAAAAAGAUUAAUGCAGAAGAGUUAGCUGAGCAGCUGAAACUUCAGCAAAUUGAGUCUUUGCUAUUUCAUGGUGACAUGGAUCAAGUCGAAAGGAAUAGGGUUAUAACUGCAUUCCGUAAAAAGGAAGUUGAUAUAAUGGUUGCAACUGAUGUAGCAGCUAGAGGUUUGGACAUAUCUCAUAUUAGAACGGUAAUCAAUUAUGACAUGGCAAAAGAUAUUGACACACAUACGCACAGAAUUGGUCGAACAGGCAGGGCUGGAGAGAAGGGGACAGCGUAUUCAUUAGUUACAUCAACAGAUAAGGAGUUUGCUGGUUGCCUGGUUCGGAAUUUAGAAGGCGCAGGGCAAGAAGUUCCUGUUCCAUUACUUGAACUUGCCAUGCAGAGUGCUUGGUUCCGGAAGACAAGGUUUAAAUCUGGAAAAGGGAAGAGUAUAGGGGACAAAGCAGGGCUUGGGUUCAGGGAGCGGCCUGGAUUAGGAAGCAGCACCAGUAGUAGUAUGCCUUCUGUGCCUUUAAAUGUUAGACCAACGAUGAGUAUAUCAGAAUUAAUGCCAAAAACAAGUCGAGGCCCAGCGAUGGAUAGGUUGCAAGCAAUGAAAGCAGCAUUUAGAGCCCAAUAUCAAGCCCAGUUCACAGCCUCUGAAGACCAUACCUGGGAACAGACUCUAGACAAUCCGGAUGGAGCACCAAGAGUAAAGAAAGGACCCCUCCCGGAAAAGAAAGCUAAGAAGAGCCGGUGGGACAAUCCAUAGUAGUUAAAUAUUUUGUGGUGGGGCCCUCUAAUCACAUAAAACUAUAAACUGCAAGCAGUUGAUUCAUAAUUGUUAUAUAAUAUUAAAUGUAUGAUUCAUAAUUUUAUUAUAUUAUUGCCAUGUAUAUAAUGAAUAUUACAUGUUUUUCUUGUUUUUUAAUAACAAUUAAUGUUUUAUAGAAUAAGUUGUAUUAUAAAAGUACAAACCUAACAGUUGUUUUUAUAUUGUAACAAGUGGAUGUAAAAAAAUGACACUCCCACAAAA